Molecule: messenger RNA, 1567 nt
Organism: Durusdinium trenchii
Lineage: Eukaryota; Dinophyceae; Suessiales; Symbiodiniaceae
Source: the annotation of a GenBank genome assembly
GCGCCAUGAAGCUGAAUUGAUCCAAGUCACUAUAUAGUUCGUUUAAGCCGAGAAUCAACGCUGCUCUUACCCGCGUUUAUGUUGGCUCAGAAGUGUUCCCACCAAAAAUCGACGCAGAGGGAAAACCAGAGACAUCAUGUUCAGCUUUUGGUCUCUUGCCAUCUCCCUUUGGGGCUUCGGAGUUGCACAGGCACAGUUCCUUGCACUCCAAAGCAAGCCAGCCUCGGAGCAGACAGAGCUUGAGAAGUUGCGAGAAGAGUUGAAGUACUGGAAGUUUCGCUAUGGGAACCUACUGGACAUGUAUAGCGAGCUCAGCAGCCAGCCGACCUUGAUCGAAGACUUGCCCUUGGAUGAGAGGACCUUUAUGCCAGGCAACGUCCAACAUUGCCGAAACUCAGUUGCUGCCGUCACUCCGACACAGGGCACCAACCCAGAGUCUGAGCCGAAGAUUGAGUACAGCAACUACAGCUAUGUGGUGUACUCUCCAGGAAGCCGCUAUGCGGCCAAUCUUAAGAAGUCCUUGGAUGCCGCAGAUGCCACCUUGGAGUCAGUGAAGGCGUUGGAAUUUCAAGGUCAAGUCCCUGCCAUUAUGUUUGACAUCGACAACACUUUGGCAUAUACGGGCUUCAACGACACCGACAUCCUGGGCAAGGCACCUCCUAUGCACCGUGCAGUGGAUUUUGCGAAACGCUGGUGCCGCUUCGGGGCCGAAAAGGCAGACGAGGACUCGAAAGCAGCGCCCUUCGAGUGCUUUUUCAUCACGGCCCGAUACUGCACCAGUUUGAAGGCAAAGGCUACGAAGCUUUGGGUCAUGGAGAACUUCCCGGUGGAUGAGGAGUGGAUGCAGAAGCAUGUUUUCAUGACAGGUGGCAUUGGUGGCUGCAAGUCGCAGGGCUGUUCCGUUGCGUACAAGUCGGUCCUCAGGAACUGGCUCCAUGCUCACCAAAACAUCUAUUGGGUUAUGAGUGUGGGCGAUCAGUUGACUGACAGUGCUGGAUCUCAGUCGGGGGUUCGGGUAAAGGUGCCGAACUUUUGGUUCGACUCCAGCGUAGUGCCCAACCCACAAGAGAACGGCGGAGAAAUCCGCCUGCAGGCUGACAGAAGCUUCGGCCCAAAUACGGAUGAGUGCAAGUUGAAGUGCGUCAUCGGUCCUGACCACGAAUGCAUUGAUGCUGGCAUGAACAACGAUGCCAUCCACAAAUUCACUGAGCUUGAGUACUGCUUAGCGCAGGAUGCUCAAAAGGCACCAGACCAAGUCAUGGGGUGCACAAUCAAUCUCAUGACCUUGGAGAGGACUUGCUGAGCUGCUGACGUGCUUCAUCACUUCCGGUGACACAGAGAGCUGCUUUGACGCUUUUGCUGGUUCAACCUGGUUGUACAGGUCCAAGAGACAAAUGCUUUGAACACUUUUGACCAGCGAAGGUUGUUGCUCGCGUGGGCGAGCCUCCUUGUACGUCUCCAAAAUCAAGGGAUUUCUGGAAGACCUCGCCAAAGUGCGGCAAAUUCAGAUCGUGCGGGUUGUGGGUCUGAUCUUGUUUGGUCCCAUGCCAUAUCGCUCUUGUCAAAA